Carica papaya (papaya) is the source of this 1955-nucleotide messenger RNA. Its product is annotated as pentatricopeptide (PPR) repeat-containing protein / CBS domain-containing protein. Gene Ontology annotation, molecular function: protein binding. The record is from RefSeq and is a predicted model, not a curated record. Lineage: Eukaryota; Viridiplantae; Streptophyta; Magnoliopsida; Brassicales; Caricaceae.
UACCGCCCAACCCACUCCGCUGUUGCUUCCCCGCCUCUAAUCACCUCUCCCAAAAUUCCCAAACUUUUCGGCUUAUCCUCUUUCUCUACUCUCUCAAGUUUUCAUGGCUAAUGGAUAACAUCGUCGCUACCAACAAUGCAUCACAUUCACGCCUUACCACUUGUAGCAACAGUACCUGGGCAUUACUCUUUGGCCGUUCCGUCUUCGUCUUCGUCUUCGUCUUCCUCACCAUUACAACGCCGUCGUUUGCGUAGGGCCUUCCCUACCAACAAACCGCCAAAUCUAAAGCCUCUCACCUCCCGCAUAGUCUAUCUCACUCGCCGUCGACAAAUUAAGCAGAUCAUCGAAGAAGUCGAGGCGGCCAAACGACGUUAUGGGAAGCUGAACACGAUAGUGAUGAACGCGGUCAUGGAGGCUUGUGUUCAUUGCGGAGACGUUGACUUGGCUCUUAAAAUAUUCGAUGAGAUGGCUAAACCUGAGAGCUGUGGUGUUGAUUCUAUCACUUACGGUACCCUUUUAAAGGGACUAGGCAAAGCGCGAAGAAUCGAUGAAGCAUUCCAAUUAUUGGAAUCAGUGGAGCGAGGAAACGCUGUAGGGAGUCCAAAUUUGUCAGCGCAGCUUAUCUUCGGUCUGCUAAACGCCUUAAUCGAAAUGGGAGAUUUGCGCCGUGCUAAUGGUCUUCUCGCACGUUAUGGGUUUUUGCUCCAUGAGGGUGGCAGUCCUUCGGUACGGAUAUACAACUUAUUAAUGAAGGGCUACAUUCAGUCAGGCUCUUACCAGGCUGCAGUAAAUUUGCAUGAGGAAAUGUUCCAUCUAGGACUGGAACCUGAUAGGCUGACAUACAAUACUUUAAUCCUUGCCUGUGUCAAGAGUGGAAAAUUGGACGCUGCAAUGCAUUUUUUGGAGGAAAUGAAGGGCAAAGCACAAAUGUAUAGCAAUAGUGAUCUGUGCCCAGACAAUAUCACUUACACCACAUUACUUAAGGGCUUUGGACAAGCCAAGGAUUCCCUUUCACUUCAAAAGAUUGUGCUGGAAAUGAAAUCACGUGAUGAUUUUUAUGUUGAUAGAACUGCAUUAACUGCAAUCAUCGAUGCAUUGCUUGAUUGUGGGUUAAAUAAAGGUGCUCUUUGUACUUUUGGAGAAAUAUUAAAGCGAGGUGGUGCUGACCCAGACCUGCGACCAAAGCCUCACCUCUAUCUUUCGCUGAUGCGUGCUUUUUCUGUUCAAGGAAAUUAUUAUAUGGUCAGAAAUCUGUACAGGCGCAUGUGGCCAGAUUCUUCUGGAACAAUCUCCCCAGAAGUUCAAGAAGAAGCUGAUCAUCUUCUCGUGGAGGCAGCUUUUAAUGGUGGCCAGGUUGAUGUUGCCAUAAAAAAUCUUUCAAUUACUCUUGCAAGAUGGAAGGGGAUAUCGUGGAUGAGUCGAGCAGGCAUGGUUGCUGUGUGCAUAGAGGCUUUGUUGGGAUUCACCAAAUCCAUGUUCUCUCCUUAUCUACUUCCUCAGGUAAUGCUGAGUGAACCAAUAGAAAGAAUUAUGAUGCCUUUUGAAGCCACUCAGCCAUUACUCGGUACUCUGCAGUUAAAGAAAGUGGUUAUGCGCUUCUUUAGAGAACCAGUUGUGCCUAUAAUAGAUGAGUGGGGCAGCUGUGUGGGACUAUUGCACCGUGAAGAUUGCAUUGAGCUGAAUGCCCCACUUAUGACAAUGAUGCGAAGCCCACCUCCAUGCGUUACCACCGCGACCUCUAUUAGUCAUGUGAUUGAUCUGGUUUUGGAGAAGAGGUACAAAAUGGUGAUAGUAGUAAAAUAUAGCAAUUUACACGGUACCCCUUACAGUCCCAAUUCAAGGGCAGUUGGAGUUUUUACAGCUGAACAAUUGUGUAAACUUAUUGAACCUGUCCCAGAGAUAGCAGGGCAGAAACUUUUACCUUAUAAAAGAUGGAUAUGACCAUUUCUUGGUAA